UCGCAAACUGUGCAAGCUUGGCUUCCAGACACGCUACGGAACAGACGAAGAUUUCGCGGUUUUGGUGAGGAUGCUGCCUGCCUUGGCAUUUCUGCCACCUGCAGAGGUUCCAGAUGCCUUCGAGGACCUCGUGGCAUUGUUUUCAACGGACGCGAUGCCUCUUGCACUCUACUUCGAAGACACGUACAUCGGACGUCGUCGACGGAACGGAUUGUUGUCUGCUAUGUUCCCGACAAGUGUCUGGUCUGUCCACGCAUCUGUUCUGGAGGGCCUUCCGCGCACAAACAACGCCGCCGAAGCUUGGCACCGCAGCUUCCAGACAAACAUCAACUGCAGCAGGCCUAACCUAUGGUCAUUCCUGGGAUGCCUGCAGAGAGAGCAGUCUUUGCAAGAAAUGAAGAUCGCGCAGCUGGACGCUGGUCAACCCCCCUCCGGCAUGGCCGCAAAGUACCGGGUACUCAAUGAGCGCAUUUCACGAAUCUUGUACGAUCACGACGCAGCUCGGCCGCUCUCGACACUGAAAUGCAUCGCACGCAAUGUACGGCUGUAA
This is a messenger RNA of Ixodes scapularis (black-legged tick), 550 nucleotides long. RefSeq lists its product as uncharacterized. The record is from RefSeq and is a predicted model, not a curated record. NCBI's taxonomy places the organism in Eukaryota, Metazoa, Arthropoda, Arachnida, Ixodida, Ixodidae. The transcript is spliced from 3 exons. The coding region runs from base 71 to 550 and encodes 159 amino acids.